AUGAUUUCCCUGAUCGGGUACGAAGCAUUCAUCAAAAAGUACAGAUUCUGCUCAGAAGUGCCACAGAGUGGAUAUGACAAGGUAUACAGAGUGGAGAGCAAACACGGAGGCAACUUCUACACCUGCCGAGAGAUAUCUUACUCAAAUAUAGUACAGGACUCAAUAGCCAUUGAUCCCGGGAUAUUUACUGCGCUUCUAGCCAUCGAACACCCAUGCAUAGCAAAGAUUUAUGACAUCUACCACGACACAACGACCAAGAAACUGUACAUAGUGACGGAACUUCUGGAAGAUUCGACGCUGGAAACUCUAGUUGCAGCGCAUCUCCGCACAAAUGAAUCGAUGAUAGAGGAGGUGGUAUGGCGGGUUGCUGCCUACCUCUCCUCGGCCCUGUAUUAUUUUCUAUUUCAAUUUCAAAAAAAAUCAAUCUGCGCCAUAUUUAAGCGAUUCAUCACACCACAGGAUUGCGUGGUCUGUAGAACUGGACUUGUCAAGUUGCUAUUGACAGACUUAAUUUUCAUAGUUAACCCAAACUAUGCUAAGCUCAUGAGUCACCAAAAGCAGUGCUACUGUGCCCCUGAGAUACUUCUCCAUCUCCAGUAUAGUGAUAAGUCUGAGAUGUGGUCCUUAGGGUGUAUCUUGUAUGAGUUGUGCACCCUGAAGCGGUUUAUUGAGGACCCCAAUCCAAUGUUAGUAAGAAAUCAGGCUGAAGCCGCCGAGAAUCGCAUCGUUCUACCAGGCUAUUCAGAAGAUAUAUGCAACCUUCUUAACGGUCUUUUGCGUUAUGAACCAGGCAAUCGCUAUUCUGCCGAGUACAUUUGCUCUAUAAAACAGUGCACACUCGUCCUCGACACGAUAAGAGAGCACUUUCUUGCCACACAAAAGUACGAAAGGGAUUAUAUUCCAGCCUACAAUGGAUCAUAUUCUUGGGCUCACAAUUCCACAGCACCUGCAGUGUAUAACCAGCUGUCUCCUUCUUCAUUUAGGACACACGCCAAUGCUUACCGUCCAGAGCAGCUCACAGUGCAUGGAUCUGGAACGUAUAGCUAUGAUCCUUCCAAACAGCUGGUGCAGACGUUCACGCCUGCGACCUCCACUGUAUACUCCAACUCGGUAGCUUCACAGCCACAAACAGAUGUUAUCCCUACAUCUGUUGAUUCCAGGACUGAGCGUAGAGAUAGAGAUCCCGCUGCAAUAACAUAUAUAGAUGGUUAUGCGGCCAAAUAUUCUCCGGUGCUUUAUGAUUCCCAUAUAAUGUCUAAUAGAUCCGGUGUAGAGAAGCUUAUGUCACCGCUACAAGCGAUAGAUGGCCCAGUUAAGCCUGAUUGGAACGGAGCUUCCACAGCAUCAAGGGUAUCCCCAGAAGCCAACACCGCUGGUAAUAUCUUUCAACCACCAACGAGCUAUACGCUGCAGAAUAUGCUAUAUGAGCAGUCUCAUCAUCCCUCUACCCAAUCAUCAUAUGGAACAUACGCUCCACUCGGUGCUACGGACACUAGCGAACGAGCUAUCCCUUAUGACAUGGUGGGACAUCCUUCACUGCCUGCAGACUCCGCUGUUGUAUCGGUUCAGCCUCCUCAUCUUGUCCAAAAGCCCAGGCCCUUAGAGAUUGAAGAUCUAAGGCAAUCGCGACCAGUCCCGAACUAUCAAGCUGCUAGUCAGGCGGUGAUUGUCGCUGACAUCGAGUCGAGGCUGUCUCUCAUGGACAGAGUCAAGUCCAGGUCUGCCAACGUUAAAGGUCUAGGCUCUGAUGCCACAUUAUUGAUGCUGGCCGUUGUUAAUUUUGAUAACAAUGAAGUGCUCAGACACUUGGCUCUUGCGGGAAAGCGUACGCAUGAAGGAGUCUCAGCACUCAUGCUUGCAGCCAGUGUUGGAAACACUUACGCUAUUCGGAGCAUUCUGGAGCGUGUCGGAACUGCAGGCCAAAAAGAGACUCGCAUGCAGGACUACAGCAAUGGAAAGACAGCACUGAUGUAUGCCGUGGAAGGCCAGCACGAAGAAGCAGUGGAUGUACUGGCGAAGCACGAAGCAACUAUGACUUUGAACGACGGCACAACUGCUCUUAUGCUGGCAGCUGUGAGGGAGAAUGUGGAAAUAGUCAAAAGGCUUGCAAAUUUGGAAGGAGGAAUGGUAGAUUCUAUUGGAAGAACGGCUCUAAUGCACGCCAUGGGCAUCCACAACUAUAAGGCUGUUUCCAUUCUUGCCAAAUGGGAAGGGGAAAAGCAGGACCAUAACGGUCUCACUCCUCUAAUGAUAGCAGCAAAGGUUGGGGAUAAUGAGCUGGUGGACAUACUCAAGUUGUGCGGUUUAAACCUCAGAACUCCGGCAGGCGAAACAGCGCUCAUGGCUGCUGCAGCUGCUGGACACGUCGCGGUUUGUAGAACAUUGGCCCCACAAUAUGCAGGAGCAGCCAACAUCAUUGGGAUGACUGCACUGAUGUACGCUGCUGAAGCCGGGCACGAAGAGAUAUGUGAAGCGCUACUUCCAUACGAAAAGGGAAAGCGAGAUACAGCAGGGAGGACUGCGCUCAUGUAUGCUGCAUCCACCGGUCAGGUUGGCUGUGUGCGAAAGCUGCUUCAUGCUGAGGAACGAAUGCGGGCAACAGACGGAUCAACGGCUCUCAUCAUAGCAGCAGAAUUGGGCUUUACAGCUGUUGUUGCAGAACUGGUUACGCGGGAAGCAGGGAUUGCUCGGUUUUCAGACGAAACAGCUUUGUCAAUGGCCAUAAUGAACAAUAGAAGAGACUGCGUCCAACUUCUUCUUAAGGCUGAGGGUAUGCUAAAGUGUCCCGGAGGCAUGACACCUGUCGAAUAUGCGACACAUUUGAACCGGCCUGAACUCUCAACGAUCUUACGUUCUCUUUCGUUUAAUGAAGACUAG
This is a messenger RNA of Giardia duodenalis, 2877 nucleotides long. RefSeq names its product Kinase, NEK. Gene Ontology annotation, molecular function: protein kinase activity; ATP binding; protein binding. The transcript has a single exon. The record is from RefSeq and is a predicted model, not a curated record. Lineage: Eukaryota; Fornicata; Diplomonadida; Hexamitidae. Gene Ontology annotation, biological process: protein phosphorylation. Bases 1 to 2877 code for a protein of 958 amino acids.